AUCAAAAUUUUGUUUUCUAGGGAUUUUGUUGUCCUUGAAAUUGAUUUUAGCUUCUUCUAUCGUACUUUUGGAGUUGUUGUUCGAAGCAAGGAGAUAGGCUUCCAUUGAUUUUGAGGGUUUAUUCUUUCAUUGCGCUUGUCUGGUUUUUUGCCAAAUUACUCAGUCGAUGGGGGAGUGGAGAAUGGAAGACUUGCCUCUACCCGCCUUGUUCGAACAAGGGCUUAAGAUACAUAAUAUGGCGUCUGAGUCCAGCGUUGAUCUGGACACGCUAAAAAAGGGGUGUGAAGCUUUGCAACAGUGCGAGGAAAUGAUAAGCAAGCUGGGUCUCUUCUCCGCCAACGAGACUAAAGACGAUAUCAGCACGACCAAUCUGAAAUAUUCGCUGGUGCCGUUCUAUCUAGGGGAGUUAAUGGAAAAGGUUGCACAUAAGGACAGGAUUCAGUUGCUUAAAAUUUCCCAGGCAAAAUUGAAGGAAUUCAUUUCAUUUUGUGAAGCAAUGGAGCUCAUACCUGACGAGGAGUUACAGACUUCUGCUCAAGAGGGCCCAGCUUCUCUAACGGAUCAUAGGGCUUUGAAGAUUGCUAGGUUCAAACGCCAGAGGGCUGCAGAAUUAAAGCUGCAAGAAAUUAAGGAACGGAGAGAGCGGAGGGGGCGUUCUUCCAAAGCAGCUGCUUUAUCUACUCCUAUUGAGGCUGGGGAGGAAGAUCUGUUGGAUGAUGAUGGAGAGGAGGAACGAGAGGCAUGGCUUACUGCCAUCUCUUUGGCUCUCUGUAAGGCUUUUGAUCUGCUGGAAAUGCUCAAGAAAGAGGAAGAAAUGCUUUCUGCUGUUAAGGAAAAGCAGUUACAGGAGGGGGACAAAGAAAUUGAUUGUGAUAUACUUGAUGAGCGAACUAAGAGAGCAGAAGCUUGGCAUCGUGAUGCUGCAGUUCGAGCGCAAUUCACAAGACCAGCACAGCCAAUCACAUGUGCCACUUUUGCUCAAGAUGUUAUUGAAGGGAGAGCAAUGGUUUCACAAGCACAUGAACACAAACACCAGCCUCUUUUAUUUGGACCAGCUAGUCUAGUGGGUGGAAGAUUAACAAGUGAAAGGGAAAGAAUGGCAGCACAAGUAUUCCAGCCUGGUCACAGAUUACCAACAAUGAGCAUAGAGGAGGCAGGGCUGCGUGAAAUGGAAAUGAUGAAUAAAUGGCAAGAAAUGAAUGCUAGGCUCAUGGAAGAAGCCAAUAAUUCCUCAUGGCACCAGGAAGGUCGAAAGCCUGGACCUAACAAUGAGGAGGAUGAAGAUGAUGAUGCUGCAGUAGACAAGGCAAGGGCUUGGGAUGACUGGAAAGACGACCAUCCUCGUGGUGCAGGCAACAAGAAGCUCACUCCUUGUGGCUAAUUAUUUAGAAUGCCUAUUCAUCUUGUUCUUGCAUAACCUGGUUUUGGAUGAUCUCUUACAAGAAAAUGAGUUCUUCGGAUUCGCUAUGAACGCAAGUUGUUGUG
Telopea speciosissima is the source of this 1485-nucleotide messenger RNA. RefSeq names its product PP2A regulatory subunit TAP46-like. NCBI's taxonomy places the organism in Eukaryota, Viridiplantae, Streptophyta, Magnoliopsida, Proteales, Proteaceae. Bases 167 to 1381 code for a protein of 404 amino acids. Gene Ontology annotation, molecular function: protein phosphatase 2A binding. Gene Ontology annotation, cellular component: cytosol. Gene Ontology annotation, biological process: regulation of dephosphorylation; regulation of signal transduction. The record is from RefSeq and is a predicted model, not a curated record. The transcript has 9 exons.